This is a messenger RNA of Closterium sp. Naga37s-1, 4956 nucleotides long. The record is from the annotation of a GenBank genome assembly. Lineage: Eukaryota; Viridiplantae; Streptophyta; Zygnematophyceae; Desmidiales; Closteriaceae.
AUGGCCUCUGCAAAAGGGGUAUUGCGGAACGUGCAGGCGCAGGAGGAGGCGUCUCCGCAUUCCCCUCGGGAAGGGGGAGUUUUGCGCAACGAUGAACUGGCGCGUCAGCUAGAGCAACUUAAAGACAUCGACGCAUUGCAGGCCCUGGCACACAGCAUGGCAGCAGGGGGAAAGGAGGGUUCAUCUGUGCUCACUGCGGCUCAACUGGGGGAGGUGAUAUCUGCGCUGCAGGCGCAGGUGCAGGCUGAGGUGGCAACGCAUCAUGACGACCUCCUGCAGCAGCUAUCCUCGUUAAAAGACACAGAGGGCGUGCUGUCUGUGGUGCGCGCUGGAGUUGACUCGUUACUAGCCUCCGUCCAGCGCGUGCGGGCAGAGAUAGCAGACCCCUAUCGGGCCAUUCAGGUGAAGACACGUCAGCUGGCCGCUCUCUACGACACCAUGGAGCUGCUGAGAGCAGUCAUUAAGUACCUCAAACUGGUGCGCAAGCUGAGGGAGCACCUGAGUGGGGGGGUGGAGAAGGCGGAGCUGGGGAAGGCGGGGCAGGUGUGGCAGGAGGUGGGGGCGGUGCACAGGGAGGCGCAGCUGGGGGGGGUGCAUGUGGUGGAGGCACAGCAUGAGUGGGUGGCGGAGGCAGGGCAGGCUAUUAGGAGAGAGGCGAUGAGGGCGCUGGAGGGGGGCAUGGAGGCGAUGAACCAGGCUGAAGUGGGGAGCGUGCUGCAGGCUAUCAGGAGGGAAGCGAUGAAGGCGCUGGAGGGAGGCAUGGAGGCGAUGAACCAGGCUGAAGUGGGGAGCGUGCUGCAGGUGAGGGGUGCUGCAGACGGUGGAUCAGCUGGUGGCGAAGCACAAGGGGCAGGCCAUGCGAGCCGUGGCCACAGGGCUCGACAUGAAGGUGUAUGGGACGUUCCUGACGCCCUCGAAGCACAAGGGGCUUCAGCCGCCCUCGAAGCACAAGGGGCUUCAGCCGCCCUCGAAGCACAAGGCGCUUCAGCCGCCCUCGAAGCACAAGGGGCUUCAGCCGCCCUCGAAGCACAAGGGGCUUCAGCCGCCCUCGAAGCACAAGGGGCUUCAGCCGCCCUCGAAGCACAAGGGGCUUCAGCCGCCCUCGAAGCACAAGGGGCAGGCUAUGCAAGCAGCGGCCAUGGACUCUUUUUUGUGUGCCCUGCCAGUUGUGGCUUCCCUUCAUGGAAGUCGCAAGUUAUCAUUUCUGCACCCUUCUCGCACGUACAUGCCUGUCUCCCUCUCAUGUCUCUGCACUCGUUGUUGCCUCACUCACCCCUCACUACCCCUCACUGUUGUUCUCCCGGCAAGCAGGCUAUCAGUGCGAGCAUGGGAGCAUCAGGAGGUGGAGGAGGCUUGGGUGGCUCCGUGGGCGGACCAGGAGGAGCCAUGUGCAGCGGUACACCUCCAAUGGGCGGCGCGGCGUACCUAGAGCCUGGGAGGCCCUGGGGGGGCAUGCGCAGCGGCACUCCUCCAAUGGGUGGCGCCCCCAGAGCGCGAGAGGCGCUGUGGCAGCGGCUGACUGGAUGCCUGGAUGAGCUGGCGCGUGUUAUGGUGCUGACUGAGGUGCCACAAAGAGAGAUCCGAUCCUAUCGAGCAUGUGAUGAACCACGAGCCACGUUCACCGCCUCCUCCUUCCUCAAAGAGACCUUCGUCUCCGCCUACCCCCGCCUCCCCGCCUCCAUAGAGUCCUUCCUGGACCGGCCGCAGGCCGAUACAGACGUGCGCGUGCUGGGGGGAGGGGGAGGGGGAGGCGUGCGCCCAACACUCCUCGCUUCUUCAGGGGAUUUGCUGCCCACAGAGCGGGUGUGGGAGGCCUUGCUGCGGGCCUUCUCCUCGCAGCUACGAGCCACGUUCACCGCCUCCUCCUUUGUCAAAGAGACCUUCGUCUCCGCCUAUCCCCGCCUCCUCGCCUCCCUAGAAUCCUUCCUGGACCGCCUUCAGGCCGAUACAGACGUGCGGAUUCUGGGCGGAGGGGGAGGCGGACUGGGAGGAGGAGCGGGAGGAGCGGGAGGAGGAGGGUUUGGGUUGGGAGCGGUUGGAGGCGGUUCUGUGGUGGCUGGUUCGUGGGCGAAUGGCGGCACGCCAGCUGUCAUAUCUGUGGAGCAUCGUGCGCAGAUGUUGGCUGCUUUGGAGCCGUUUCAGACAGCCUAUCUGGCCCUCUCGCUCUCUAGAAUGACCGACCCGAUCAACACCAUGAUGCCAGCCGCAGGGGGUGGGAGGGGAGGCGUGCCGGGGCCGGAGGGGGGGGGGCUGCUGAGGCUCGUGCUGGCGAAUGCGGGCAAGGCGCUUCAACUGCUGGCCGAGCGAUGUGAAUACCAGGGGCUGCUGAGGCUCGUGCUGGCGAAUGCGGGCAAGGCUCUGCAGCUGCUGGCAGAGCGGUGUGAAUACCAGGUGUGUGUGGGAUGGGUGUGGGCGCAUGUGUGUGGUAAUGCGUUGUUCUGGCGAAUGCAUGCAACGCGCUGCAUGCAGGUGCCUGUGUGUUCUACUGGUAGCAGUGCACUCACUACUUUUUCUCUUUAUCCUUCUAACCUGUCCUUCUCCCCAUUACACCUGUCGCUACCGGUCCCGAAUCUCGUCAAGUCCUGGAAUCCUGCUCGCCAGCGCAGCAGCGCAACAUCGCCCUGCCCAGAGUCACGCCAGGUCCUCGCCCCCUGCUCGCCAGCCCAGCAGCGCAACAUCUCUCUGUGCGUGCUCCUAGGAGCGGUGCACACACGCUGCAUGCAGCUGCUGGCCCGCCUGCCAGAGGAGGCAGACUGCGUGAUGGAGGCGGGUGUGGGGUCCGUGCAUGGCGUGGCUAUGGACGCUGUUGCUCCCCUCUUCAAGGUGUGUGGUUUCAUCUCCUGCUGGGGUGCUCCUGCUGGGGUGCUCGUGGUGGGGUGCUCCUGCUGGGGUGCUCGUGGUGGGGUGCUUCUGCUGUGUGUUCUGCUGGCUGGGGGCGGUGCACGCACACUGCGUGCACCUACUCGUUUUGAGAGGCCAUGUGGGAUCGCAUCGAGGCCUGCCUCCUCCAAAUCCACCAGCAGGACUUCUACACAGACUACCCCAACGCCCCUCCCUCUUUUGCCUGCCCCGUUCCCCUGCCCACUUUGUUUCUUCCUCCACACACACCUGCGCUCUCCCUCUCCCCAGGCCAUGCGCGAUCGCAUUGAAGCCUGUCUGCUGCAAAUUCACCAGCAGGACUUCUCCUCAGACGACCCCCAACACCCCUUUCUUACUUACAACAUCCCCACCCUUCCCUCCCUGUUCCCAGGCCAUGCGCGACCGCAUCGAAGCCUGUCUCCUGCAAAUCCACCAGCAGCUCUUCUCUUCAGACGACGUGCCAUGCGGGAUCGCAUCGAGGCAUGCCUUCUUCAAAUCCACCAGCAGGACUUCUCAUCAGACGACCCCAACGCCCCUCCCUCCUCCACCACCCCGCCACCCCGUGGGUCGGCCUCAAGAAACCGUACCAGCAGCAGCGGGGGAUCCACACCACCCCACAAGCACAACCAGCACAACCAGAAUCAGCAGCAGCAGCACGAGUCAGCGGGGGACAACUGCUCGCCAUACAUGGAGAACACCAUUCGAGCCAUCACCCACUUCCACUCUGAGUUUCUCUCCAAGCUUCUUCUCCCUGACUCCUCCUCUACCUCCUCCUUUGCAGCAGCGCCGGCCUCGUCCAUAUUCGCUGCAUCUCUGUCCGGUGCUGCGGGAUCAGGCCCUCUCUCUCCCUCCACCGCCCUGCCCCCUGCGACUGUCUCGGAACCUGUUGCGCAGUCUCUCGCGAAACGCCUGGCAACCCGCACAGUUCUAUUUUUCGUGCGCCACGCCGCGCUGGUGCGGCCGCUAUCAGAGGCAGGGCUCCUGGCAUCCCGCACUCUGCUCUUCUUCGUGCGCCACGCAUCACUUGUACGACCGCUGUCAGAGGCGGGGCGGCUGAGGCUGGCGAGGGACAUGGGCGAGCUGGAGUUCGCCGUGGGGCAGCACCUCUUCCCCACACACGCCCUCGGCGCCUCCUACCGUGCUCUCCGCGCCUUCCGCCCUCUGCUCUUCGUGGACCUGGAGAAGAUCCCCACCAGCUCACUGCUACAGGGCCUCCUACCGCGCCCUCCGCGCCUUCCGCCCGCUGCUUUUCGUGGACCUGGAGAAGAUUGCAACCAGCUCGCUGCUGCAGGUCCUCCCCCCAAGCGUUGUCCUGCACCACCUCUUCUUCCGCGCGCCCCCGAGAUGCUCUCCCCAUUCACCUGCUCGUUGCCUCACUAUAAUUUUCCCCCUUCUUCUCCCCCGGACCCCCCUACUCACCCCCCCAGGAGACUUUUGAGACCUCCCCCCAAGCGUUGUCCUGCACCACCUCUUCUUCCGCGCGCCCCCGAGAUGCUCUCCCCAUUCACCUGCUCGUUGCCUCACUAUUAUUUCCCCCCUUCUCCCCCCGGACCCCCCUACUCACCCCCCCAGGACCUCCCCCCAAGCGUUGCCCUGCACCACCUCUUCUCCCGCGCGCCCCCCGAGCUGCUCUCCCCGUUCACACGCAUUCAGCAGCCCCCAGCACGCUACUCGCUCUGGCUGGACCAGCACUCGCAGCAGCAGGAGGAGCAACUUUUGCACACAACGCACCCACUUCCCCUGUGCUUUUGCUCCUUCCGCCAGGUUUUGUCACUCCAUUCACUCCCGUUGCCCCCUCUUGCUCUCCCUCUCCCUCCCCCGCAGGACCUCCCUCCAAGCGUUGUCCUGCACCACCUCUUCUCCCGCGCGCCCCCUGAGCUGCUCUCCCCAUUCACACGCAUUCAGCAGCCUCCAGCGCGCUACUCGCUCUGGCUGGACCAGCACUCGCAGCAGCAGGCGUGGCAGGGCAUCAAGGCGUCAUUAGACGAUUAUGUGGGGAGUGUGAAGGCGAGGGGUGGGAAGGAGUUUCACCCGGUUUAUGCUGUGAUGCUGCAGCUGGGGCAGAUGCUGUUGGUGGGAGGUAACGAGGGCAAGUAG